AUGUGGGCCUAAAUAACUUGGCUUGCUGAAGGAUAGUUUCUUUUAUAGUGUUUGGAUAUUCACCCCCCGGAAACCCGAUAUGCUGUGAGAAGUUGGAUGUGCUAGGAAAAGUUGCCGAUAGAUUUCGAUGAAUUUCGGUAGGGGUUGAUUUCAGUUUCAAGAUGGCGUCAAGAAGUACAACUCAUCCGAGAAAUGCUGCACAAAAUGGAAAUACAAAAAAAUCCGGAAAGAAAUCGCUUCCAAAACCAACCCAUGUUGGCCAUUUUAUGUCCAUAUUGACGAUGUCGUUAUGCAAGAAAGUACUUCAUAUCGAUACAUCGGUGAAAAUUGGCGUGUACUUAACUGGUGUAUUAGUCGGAUCGGUAUUUUCGGAUAUUUUCGCUCUUCCCAAGUCGUACUUCUCCGACAAGAAAAAUGUACUUAACCGGAUAUUUAUGUCCUUUGGAUUUGGAUGGACUUUUGUUUUACUUAGCAUAUACGUCUUUUUGACAAGUUUUGUAGCAAACUGCGGAAACCUAAAACUUGUUUUUCGAAAGCAUCUUCCUAGAAUGUUUCUGGCAGCGGCCUGGUGGUAUGUUAUGACGAGCACCUUUAGCUAUGUGGAUUCUGUAUUUGGGACUUGCUCCAUAUCCAGUCUGAGGACAAAAUCUGAUUGUUUGAAAGCUGGCCGUGCCUGGCUCGGUUUCGAUCUAUCAGGGCAUGUGUUUUUGCUUAUUCACAAUCUUCUGACUAUUUCUGAAGAAGUCAAAAGUUUCAAAGCAUGGAUUCAACUAGAUUUGUUACUGAGAGAAGAAGACCUUGCCAAUAAGAAGAACUUGAGUGAGAAACAAGUUUCGGAGGCAAGGAAUUCUUACAAGAGGUUAACACCUUGGAUCAAGCUGUGCAUUCUACUGCUUACAUUUUGGAUGAUAUUCUGUGAAUUUAUGCUGAUCAUAUCUGUCGUGUACAGAUUCCACACCAUGACUCAGAAGAUAGGUGCAGCAUUUGUUGCUGUUGGUUGCUGGUUCGUUACGUACAGAGUUUUGUUGGAAUCGAAAAUGGAGUUCGCUCCAGGGCAGCCUGGUCAGAGCGUUUUGAACUACAUGAAGCUGAAGUAAAAUUAGUUCACUAGAAAUACAAUGGCAAGGAAAGCAACAAUAUUAAAGAGCAAAUGAAUUAAAAGAAAUAAUAUGGUGUGUUACAUCUGUUGAUGUUAUAACAUAAUAUGAAUUUAAUGUAAAAUUUCAAUAUUGCAGCAUCAUUAUUCAUAAAUGUAUAAAACAGUCUUUAUAUUUGAAAAUGAUAACUAAGUUUUGUUAAGUUUAAUUCAUACAUUGAAAAUGGCUAUUUUUCAUCUGCAAAAUAAUUUAUAUGUAAUUGAAGUUAUUUGGUUGUUGUAUAAAUGUGCAAUAUUGUUUUGUUGUUACUAGUAAGAACCUGCUUUUAAUUUCUUUGAUGGCUUUUUGUUGCUUUGUUUUGUGUACACUGUCCUCAAUAUUUUUCAGUCAGAACACAAUACUUUGCAGUGUGUACAGUGUUUUUUUCCUUCUUUGGGUCUGUUAGGGGUACCCAUUCCCAAUUGAACAAAGUAUAUGUUACAUGUAAAUGGGACCUAAAAAUUCCCAAUUGUACAUGUAGGUUUGUUUGUAUUUACUUUUUCGAUAAGUCUGAACAUUAACUUUUUUUGAUAAGUUAAAAAAAUAUAUAGUUCUUUUCCCAUCAAGUUCUAUAAGUUGAACCUUAGUAAGUUUAUUCCCAAUUUGAGUCAAAACCAUGCGAUUUUUCCCAAUCUGACCCUAUUCCCAUAAUGCUGGAAAAAAACACAUAAAUACAUAAUGUUUACUUAUCCACAGAGUGAUUGUGUUGAGCUACUUUGUUCUUGCUAUAUCUGGCGACUGUCAUUCUCAUUAAUGAAUUUUGCCAUGGGUGUCGUCAGCUGUAAGUUUGUUAUGGCUCUAGAGCCUCUGAAGCAAAAUUGUCUUCCGAUCUUGAUACAUGUAAACGUGGUCAGAAUGUUUGUCUUGGCAAUAUCUUUUUUUUAUCUUGGUUUCAGUUUGAAUCUGGGUCAAAUGUGUCAGAAAAGGAGGUCACCUGGUAAAAUCCUUAAGAGGCCUUAAUUACGACUCAAUUUUGAUGAAACAUGGUCAGAAUGUCCAUUUAAAUCGUGGUCAAAACUAAAAAUGUCUAAUCUUAACCCUUUACCACUUAGUUACAUAUUUUGACAUGUUUGUAGUCCUUCAGAAAGUUAUAUUUAAUUAAAGACCUUUCUUACUAGAUUGAAGUUGUAAAGCCUUCAUUUCCAACCCUUCGAUACUGAUGAGUAUCAAACAGCAUUAAACUGGAACAGACUGCCAGUUACUUGCAGGCUGCUUGAUUUUAAGCUGUUUGCACAUAGCCAUUUUCACUUUGCUUCUGAGUGGGAAAGGAUUAAAAACCUUGGUAACCAUAAUAGAAAGCUGCACUCAAUCGUAAGGAAACUUUGUUAGAAUAUUUAUCUUGACAAUAUAUAGGCUGAUUUUGUAACUUUAACUAAACUUAAUUUUGGCGAGUCCUGUGUGGGAAUAUUAUGCUCCAGAUUAAUUCGUUUCAGGGCUGAGUGCUACACAUAAGCUUCAUUACCACAAUAUUAUUUCGCAAUUAUAUUAUGAAACAUGGAAGUUUUAAAAGGCUUUUCUGAUUUUAUAAUAUAAGUUAUAUGUGUCAUAUUUUAUGAAGUUAAUUGAAGUUCUUAUGUUCAUGUUAAACAUAUGUUCUGAUUUUGUAAAUAUCCCACCUUUGCCUAACCAUAAGUGUUCUGUUUUUUUAUCAUUGCACAUUGUAACUAAAGUCAAUUGGUCUAUGUUUGAAGUAUUUUUCAUUUCAUAAGUUUGCCAUGAAACGAUGACAUAAAUUAAAUGUAUACAUGUAUACCUUGAUUGUUUCUACUGUGACCAUUUUAUUUUUAAUUUGUUUACUUACGAAGAUUUACGUAACAGUAUUAAGACCCAUACAAUUAAAUGUUCAUUUAAAGUUUAUUUAUGAAAAUUGUCAAUCAUAAUUUUCAGCAUACAUGAGCACAACAUGCUCAUGUUGAGCUUUUGUGAUCAGCUUUUGCCUGUCGUAAUCAUUUACAUAGUAAACACUCUAGACAUCACAUUUGUUGCCCAAUCUUCAUGAAGCUUGGUCAGAACAUUUUUCCAUAUGAUAUCUCGACUGAGUUUUAAGCUGAGUAAUGUGGGGUUACACACUUGGUCCCCAGGUAAAAUUUAAGAAAAACUCAUGAAACUUGCUAAAAGCAUUUGUGUUCUAAUGAUACUAUGCCCAAGUUUUUCAGAACCAUUCUUUCAGGUCUCAGGUGAGCCAUUUGCCCUUGUUUAAUUGACCUUAUUUAUAUUAAUUAAUGUUAAAGCUCAGUAUAUUGUACUAUAGUUAGGUCAUGUAAACUACUUUGUAAAGACCAAACAUUGUAUGAACAUAAACUGACAAUUUACAACAAUAAACAUAAUUUUAAGUUGGCUAUUUAUUGAUAAUUUAAAAGAUGCAAGAAGAGACUACUCUAGAAACUGAGAAAUGUUAGGCUUGAUUCAGCAUAAAAAUAUGUGCUUGUGUGUUACAGAGCUAUAGAUAACAAGCGUAUUUGUGUUAUUACGCAAUGAAAAUAACCAAAAACGUGAUUAAAUUCAAAAUAAAGGGUAACUACCCAAUUUUAUAACGCAAUUUCCGUAAAAAACCUUGCGUCACGAAACGCAAUUCUUACAAACACCGGGUGUAUUUUUUAGUCUCGUUAUUUUCCAUACAAAAAUGUACCGGAUAGUUUAUAUGCCGUCCUAUGAAGAAAAGAAGGCAGUCUUUCCAGUGGUUAUCAAUCUUUGGGGUAUUAUCAUAAUUAUUCGUAGACCGGACCGAUUUCUACUUUCAUUUUCAAGGUUUUCAACUCAAAAUGACUAGAAAACGGGGUGCAUCGCUUUGAACAGCCAUAACUUCAUCAAUUGUGCAGCGAUUUUCACGAACUCGGUCUUAUUCAACGCAAAAAUAAAUGAACUUUGAUCAGAAAUUCAGUAAUUGUUUGUUGUUACGUACAGGUACCUUUUUGAAUUCCAUUUGUAUAAAUAAUAUAGUAACCUUAGUAGAUUUUUAUUAUAUUAUAUAUGUCAUUCCCUAAAUUACCCAAUUGAGUUUAAAAACCGGGGUGAAAAACCCAAUUAAGCUUAAAAGUAGGGAGUGAAAUUUGUUGUUAAAACUAUUGAAUUUACAAAAACCCUAUUGUUGUAAAAACAGGGGUUGAUUACCCAAUAUACCCCAAAAGUUAUCUAUAGCCCUGGUGUUAUUUAUAAUGAAAUCCACAAUAUUGUAUUUAGACCAGUAUCAUUCAGAUACAUAAAUCUGUAUAUGAUAUGUGUCGUGUUCUGAGAAAACUGGACUUAAUGCUUGUUCAAUAAGUGUCGUCCCAGAUUAGCCUGUGCAGUCCGCACAGGCUAAUCAGGGAAGACACUUUCCGCUUUAAUGGUAUUUUUCGUUUGAAGGAAGUCCCUUUUUACCGAAAAUCUAUUUAAUUAAAGCGGAAAGUGUCGUCCCUGAUGAGCCUGUGCGCACUGCACAGGCUAAUCUGGGAUGACACUUUAUGCACAAGCAUUAAGCCCAGUUUUCCCAGAACACGACUCAUAUGUUUGGAAUCUACCCAAGGGUGCACUUGUUGUGUUCUGCAUGUUGUUUACAUGUAUUUGCUUGUUGAUUGUGCAAUUUUUAAACUGGCUUCAAUUGAUCACCACAUUGUGAAUUAGACACCAUAUCCAGAUUUUUGUUUGAUGGAAUGAGCAUUUUCCCCCAGAUUUAAAUCCCUACUUUGUAAGGAAGUAUUAAGGAUGCAAUAAAUUACUUGCAAACUUA
Molecule: messenger RNA, 4845 nt
Organism: Dreissena polymorpha
Lineage: Eukaryota; Metazoa; Mollusca; Bivalvia; Myida; Dreissenidae
Product: acyl-coenzyme A diphosphatase FITM2-like
Exons: 3
Coding region: 162-1097 (311 amino acids)
Biological process (GO): lipid droplet organization; lipid storage; phospholipid biosynthetic process
Cellular component (GO): endoplasmic reticulum membrane
Source: RefSeq, a predicted model, not a curated record